Lodderomyces oxycetoniae is the source of this 2853-nucleotide messenger RNA. RefSeq lists its product as uncharacterized. The coding region runs from base 1 to 2853 and encodes 950 amino acids. The transcript has a single exon. Lineage: Eukaryota; Fungi; Ascomycota; Pichiomycetes; Serinales; Debaryomycetaceae. The record is from RefSeq and is a predicted model, not a curated record. Gene Ontology annotation, molecular function: myosin binding.
AUGAUGAAUUUUGAUAAAUUCAAUCCGCUAUCUAAUAACUUUCUAUACAAAUCCGGUGCCGCUAAACAAGACUCAGAGGCGACCAAUUCUCAGUUGGAAAACCAUCUGCAGAUGGGUAGCUCGCAAAUGGGUGAUUGGGGUAUAGAUGAGGAGUUUACACCUACUACUGCAACUACAACAUCGACAUUUUCCAAUUUCCUAUCUCCAACUACUAGCGUGUCUAGUACUCAUGGCCACCUUAACUACACCCAGCAGCAACAGCAGCAGCAGCAACAACAGCAGCAGCAGCAGCAGUACACAGCACGACAAGUGUACCCAGAAAGUAAUAAUUACAAGACCAAUCAUCGAUUUUUUGAAGACUCGUAUACCCCACCACAACCAUUGUACUUCAAUGGAGCUAAGCGACGAAAUUCAUCAAUGCUGAACUCUUCGGCAUUGUACCAUCCAUUGAAUGUACACCCUCAAUUCAUCACUUAUUCUCCACUGCGACAUUCCAGUAUUCCCAAUGUGCUUCAAUACUGCCAAGCGUCGGGGAAUGUUAUUACACCAACAACAACAUCAAUGACGAAAUUCAUUAGGAAAUACUUAUCCUUGGAAAACAAAAUGGACCAAUUUUGGGAGAAAUUUAAGUACAACUUAAUAAUAUCUAAUUUGUUAGAAGAUUCCAUAAUAUUGGCCAAGAAUGAAUCAAGUUUGCAAGUGCUUGAUACGCACCCUAUAGCUCGUCCUUUGAAAAGUUUAAAGUACAUGAUAAAUGACGAUGAAACAAGAUUGGUUAUCUUGAAUACCGUUUAUGAGGUGAGGUACAAUGUGAGGUAUAACAAUUUCAGUAUGAUUAUUGGUAUUACAAAUAUGAUUAUAUAUUUGUUGAAGCAGCGGCAGCAGCAGCAACAACAUCAACAACAUCAACAACAACAUCAUCAUCAUCAGCUGUUGCUGGGACUGCUGCCGGCGCACACUUCAAAACAGAUUAGUGUUGAGUUCCAAUUCAAGCUAUUCAAAGUAAUCCUACUAAUAGCGUCAAAACUAAUCAAAAUUCGUAAAUUUAAAAUCAUAGUGGAGACUAAUAAAUUGCUUGUUCUGUUGAAUGAUUUUUUGAAAGCAAAUUACUUGGUAAAUACUAACCUUAUACUUUAUACGGUUAAAUUGCAGAGUUGCAAAGAGGACACUCUCAGAAGAAAGAGUAUGAAGAACUUCUCAUCGCUAUUGUUGAAUUCUUUAUCAUUUAUGAACUUCAAUCUUCGAUUCUUGAUCAUCAAAUUGAUACCGAAUUUAAAUGGAGAUUUGCUUCAACAGUACUGUACUUUACAUAAUAUCAAUUUGGCGAUAAUAACUCAAGAGUACGAUGACAAUGGAAACACAGAUCAAGUUGAUGAAGUGUUGUUUAAUAUCAAUAAAUUCAACCAGUUGAGAAAAUUAUUCGUUUGUCAAUUGAUCACAAUAAACGAGGUCUCACAGUCAAAUUUUUUUAUUUUGACCUUGAUCGAUCAAUUUGAAGUGAAUUGCGAUUGUCUGUUAGAAAAGCAGGACUUGCCAGUAUUGGAAAAGUUACUCUUGCUACAAGAAGUGCUAGCUGAUUAUUAUUCAAUGACAACAAAUAUCAAUGAUACAUUUUCCAAAUUUGAACAAACAUCAUCGCUGAAAGAGUCGGAGCCAAGAGGGAUGGAUUAUUUGCAACCGCAACCGCAACCGCAACUACAACUGCAACUGCAACUGCAACUGAGCUUAUAUCGAUUCACGUCACGACUUUGCAAUUUUACAAAUAAUGUAAACUAUUUCAAUAAAUAUAAUCAAUCACUAUCAAUGGACAACACUGAUGAACAGUUGGAAAAAUUACUAAUCUUUAAUCAAUUUAACGACGAACUAAAUCAUUUGAAAUUAUUACAUAAGCAAACACUUGUAGAACUUAAUCAGGAGGUUAACCCUGGCUAUGAUAGAAGCCUCACUUCCCCCAAAUCAAAUGUAUCAUCGUCAUCGCCACAAUUAAAUGGUGGUAAUAGCGCGGGAUUCAAUUUGAAAACAUUUCAUAACACAAAAUGGCCAUCCUCAUUGCCAUUUGAAGAUACCCAGAAAACAUCCAACACCCCAAUCCAAAGCUCUACUAAACUACCGAAGAAGUACAAAAAGCAUAAUCGAUUAUCAUCUACUGGAUUGCAGUUGGGACUCCUUACCGUGUUUAAAGAAGACGAUCCCAUCGAUGCAAAUGAGUCUCAUCGAUACUCAACUAAAUCACUUCCUUGUGAGAAAAGAAGAAAUUCUUCUUCCUCUUCUUCCAUACGUUUACCCUUAUCUGCAUUAGACUCCCCAUUGCAGAAAGUCCCGUUUGAUGAUAAUUAUGCAAGCAUUAAUUCGAGAGAUGAUCAUCAAUUAGAAAGCUAUAAUAAUACAACAUUGGAACAAUUAAAUAGGAGAAUUCAUAAUGGCAUAAGAACAAGCAGGUUUUCUAAUACACCUACUAAUAAUUAUAGCCAUAAACGAUUUUCGUUGAAUUCUAUGAAAAGUAACGUUUCUGGAAUAAGCGAUCUAAUUUCAACUCAAUUGACCAGUUAUAAAGACAACGAAGAAGAAGAAGAAGAAGAAGAAGAAGAAGAAGAAGAAGAAGAAGAAAAAGUAGAAGGAAAAGAAAGAGAAGUAGAUGGUGGUAUACAGGAAGAGGAAAUGAAGAUGGAUAAACAAGAAUUGAGGAGAAAACUAGAAGCUAGUUUUGACAGAAUUUAUGAUUUGGAAAAAGAGAAUAAAAAAUUAAGAAAUAUCGAUGAUGAAGAGGAACAGGAAAUGAUCCAUGUUAAUUUACCAACUACUUCUUUUGUUAAUGACUUGGAACAAAAGUUAAUGGCAAGGAACUAUACUUGA